AUGGCCACCGGGUUUCUACGUGUGAAGGGGACGCAGAUUGUCGAUGGCAAUGACACCCCAAUAAUCCUGCGUAGCUCUGCUCUUGGAGGAUGGCUCAACAUGGAGAAUUUCCUUACUGGAUUUCCAGGCAUGGAAUCCGGCGUCCGCGCGGCGAUGCAAGAGGUGAUGGGCGAGGAACGCUGCAACUUCUUCUUCGACCGUUGGCUAUACUAUUUCUUCACCGAGGAAGACGCCAAAUUCUUUCAGUCUCUCGGCCUCAAUUGUCUCCGCCUGCCCUUUAAUCACCGACACCUCGAGGACGACAUGAACCCCCGCGUUCUCAAAGAAAGCGGAUUCCGGCAUCUGGAUCGUGUGAUCGACAUCUGUGCCAAGCAUGGAAUCUACACUAUCCUCGACAUGCAUACAGUCCCAGGGGCGCAGAAUCAAGACUGGCACUCCGAUAACCGGACCAACUACGCCGCCUUUUGGGAUUACAAAGACCACCCAGACAGAACGGUCUGGUUAUGGGAGCAGAUUGCCCAGCGGUACAAGGAUAAUCCAUGGGUUGCAGGUUACAACCCCAUGAACGAGCCGGCUGACCCCUCGCGGAAGCUCCUGGCGCCGUUCUACGCGCGUCUGGAGAAGGCCGUCCGAGCCAUUGAUCCCCACCACAUCCUCUACCUGGACGGAAACACGUACGCAAUGGAGUGGGAUGGAUUCCACGAUGUGCUCCCCAACUCGGUGUAUUGUAUCCACGACUACAGCAUGAUGGGCUUUCCAGAGGGAGAACUGUACCGCGGCACGCCAGAACAAGACAAGAAACUCGAGAGCCAAUUCCUGCGCAAAUGCGAGUUCAACCUCCGACACCACGAGAUCAAUCGGUGCCGGGUCGCCUUGAUCCAUAAACAGCUGCAGAUUUAUGACAGCCAUGGAAUCUCCUGGUCAACCUGGCCGUAUAAGGAUAUUGGCCUCAUGGGCAUGGUAUCUACACGGCCAGAUUCCCCCUGGAACAAGCUCGUAUGGCCUUUUGUGGAGAAGAAGCAGCGCCUUUACGUCGACGGGUGCUUGAUCAAGCGCUCACCUGAGGCCGAGGCCGUGCUGGAGCGGAUGGCGAAGUGGAUUGAUGAGGUCUCGCCGAAUGCGAAAGCAACGUAUCCACUCAACUGGGAUACAAAGCGGCACAUCAUACGAGCGGUCUUUCAUACUUUCCUUGCUGCAUCCCUGUACAAGGAAUUCGCGGAGCUGUUCCGAGGCAAAACGCAUGAGGAGCUAGAGGAAUUGGCGAAGAGUUUUUGUCUGGAACAGUGCGUUUUGCGGGAUGAUCUGAACAAGGCCCUGCACCAGUACUGCAAAAACCGGUAA
Aspergillus viridinutans is the source of this 1341-nucleotide messenger RNA. RefSeq names its product glycoside hydrolase family 5 protein. Lineage: Eukaryota; Fungi; Ascomycota; Eurotiomycetes; Eurotiales; Aspergillaceae. The transcript is spliced from 3 exons. Gene Ontology annotation, molecular function: beta-glucosidase activity. Gene Ontology annotation, cellular component: extracellular region; cell surface. The record is from RefSeq and is a predicted model, not a curated record. Gene Ontology annotation, biological process: glucan catabolic process. Bases 1 to 1341 code for a protein of 446 amino acids.